Molecule: messenger RNA, 939 nt
Organism: Culex quinquefasciatus (southern house mosquito)
Lineage: Eukaryota; Metazoa; Arthropoda; Insecta; Diptera; Culicidae
Gene: mRRF1
Product: ribosome-recycling factor, mitochondrial
Exons: 1
Coding region: 99-890 (263 amino acids)
Biological process (GO): translation
Cellular component (GO): mitochondrion
Molecular function (GO): ribosomal large subunit binding
Source: RefSeq, a predicted model, not a curated record
ACCGGCACCGGCCCCUCACACAUCCCUGAUGUUAUGUCAGCAUCGUUUGUUUUGAUAACAAAUUGCAGUUUUAACUCCUCAAUCAAAAAAUCACAAGAAUGCUUCGAAUAACCAACGUCCGCAUUCUAUCGCAAACGGUUCGGGCCGUCCUGGCCCUGGCCGCCGAAGUGCCCCCGACACCACGAAUUGCCACCGUAGUAAAUGCUCCCGGAUUGCUUUCGGCACCGACGCCAGUUGUGCAGCCCGCUCGCGGCUACGCCAAAAGCAAGGACAAAAAGAAGGAAAAGAAAGGCGCUGGGGGCGCCAAAGUGCACAUCAACGAGGACCAGCUGGCCGAGGUCUUCGACGUUGCGGCGCUGCGAACGCUAAUGGAGCGGAAUGUGGCCACCAUGAAGGACGAUUACAUCAAGAACCUUUCGCUGCGAUCGGCGACGGGCGCGAUGGAAACGCUCAAAGUGACGUACGAGGGCAAGGACUACCAGCUGCAGGAACUGGGGCAGAUCGUGCGCAAGAACCCCAAAACGGUGGUGGUGAACUUGGUGUCGUUUCCGCAGACGAUUCCGGCCGUGCUGCAGGCGAUCCAGAAGAGUGGCAUGAACUUGAACCCGCAGCAGGACGGGACGACGCUGUUCGUUCCGGUGCCGAAGGUUACGCGUGAGCACCGCGAGGGGUUGGCGAAAAACGCCAAGACGUUGUUUAUCAAGUGUCGGGACGCGAUCAAGGACGCCCAGAACGGGCAGAUUAAGAAGCUCAAGAAGCAGACGGACAUUUCCGAGGAUUUGAACCACCAGGUGCAGGCGCAGAUCACGGCCAUUGCCAACGAGUACAUUAAGGAGGCGGAGAAAAUGAUGGAGAUUAAGCAGGCCGAGUUGUUGGGGGAUAAGUCGUAGUAGGGGGUUGAAGUUUAAAUAUAGAAUCGCUACCAGGGAUAAUACUCUC